Messenger RNA from Procambarus clarkii (red swamp crayfish), 2197 nucleotides. Its product is annotated as nucleoredoxin. Gene Ontology annotation, molecular function: thioredoxin-disulfide reductase (NADPH) activity. Gene Ontology annotation, biological process: negative regulation of protein ubiquitination; negative regulation of Wnt signaling pathway. The record is from RefSeq and is a predicted model, not a curated record. Gene Ontology annotation, cellular component: nucleus. NCBI's taxonomy places the organism in Eukaryota, Metazoa, Arthropoda, Malacostraca, Decapoda, Cambaridae.
CAGUCUGAGUCUGGCUGUCGUGCGUGGAGGGUGUGUCAGCUCUCUUCCUGUGAUCCGUGUUUAUUUACGCGCGCAGUGCGUAACGAAGCCUCAUAUACAAAGCCUUUCGCCGUCUCUACACGCGACAAAGAUAGUGCUUCAGUUCAAUAUAUAUAAAGUAACUGCAAAAUAUACAAAAGUAGAAAAAUCUUGUUAUGUGGAAAAGUUCUUUGAAAUUUCACAAGUAGAUACCUAAAAGUGGAGCAAGAUGGCUCACCCGUCCCUGAUCAAGAACAUCGGGGAGAAAGUCCUUGGCCACAACGGUCUGGUCGAUCUCAACGAUGUUUGCGGACCUGACAGAGUGAUCGGUCUCUAUUUCUCGGCUCACUGGUGCCCUCCUUGCAGGGCAUUCACACCUCAGCUGGUGGCGUUCUACAAGCACCUGAAGGAGAACACGAAGCACCAGCUGGAGGUUAUCCUGGUGAGCAGCGACACAGAGGAGACCACCUUCCAGGACUACUUCAGCGACAUGCCCUGGCUGGCCCUCCCCUUCACCGAGACCAAACGAAAGGUGCGGUUGUCCCGCCAGUACCGGGUAUCAGGAAUACCUUCCCUGGUGCUUCUAGACAGCCGCAGCGGCCGCUUGCUGACCAAAGCCGGCAGAGAGAUGGUGAGCAGUGACCCUGAAGCCCUGACCUUCCCCUGGCGGCCGCGACCCAUAGCGGAGCUCCUGGCGGCCACCAAGUUAGUGGAUAACCAAGGUCAGGAAGUCGCCUACGACACCGUCAAGGACGCCUACAAGGGUCUCUACUUCUCCGCUCACUGGUGUCCGCCAUGUAAGGCGUUCACCCCCCAGCUGGUGACGGCUUACGACAAGAUCAAGAACAGUGAACGCAACUUUCAAAUCAUCUUUAUUAGUUCAGACAGGAGCGAAGAGUCGUGGCAGACCUACCACAACACCAUGCCGUGGCUGAGCUUGGCUUGGGAGGAGAAGGACGCCCGCCACGAGCUAGCUACCAACCUACAGGUCAAAGGCAUCCCCACGCUGGUCAUCCUGGCUCCAGACAACUCUGUCAUUACCACAGACGGACGGACGCAGCUCUCAGAGGAUCCCCAUGUUGAGAGAUUCCCUUGGCAACCGCAGAGUGUGGAAAUACUGGCUGAGCGCCACAUGUCUCGUCUUCAGGAGAGCCCUUGCCUUGUACUCUUCACAGAUGGAGAGACAACAGAGCUGCAGUUUGGCCGGGAUGUGUUGUUACCAGUUGCCGAGGAGUACCUACUUGAACACUCACAGGAAGGUGGCCUUGCAUUGCAGUUUUUUGUUGCUGGAGAGGAUGAGGUAGCUGACAGUGUAAGAGAUUUUGCAUGCCUGGAGGAUGUAGUCCCCUUAGUAGCCAUCCUUGACUUAUCAGAAGGUGCAAAGUUUUUGUUAGAAGAGGGUGUUGAGGUCUCAACUGCCACCGUCCAUAACUUUGUUACUCGAUACACAAAUGAAAAACUUAGUCCUCUGCCAAUUAGACCGGUCACAACCAGUGCUACUAACACCAGCUAACACUACCUUAUGUCUUAUGUAGAAUUAUGAGGCAUAGUAGUAAUAGACUGGUAACCCUGCACUAUCUGGGAUAAAAUGGUAUUUGUUAUUACAUUAAUAACUAAUGUAUAGGUUUUGCAAUGUUAAUGGGUAUAUGCAGGAUAAAUUUUAGAUAAUCAAUUCUGUUUUAAAAUGAAUUGCUGUGAUUGUUUGCUAUACAGUACCUUGUUUAAAUAUUGAAAAUCUGUGAGACAGACAAUCAAGAAUUGACUUUGAUUAUAAUGUUAAUUUAUUUAACCAUUAUAUAACGCAGUAGCCACAAGUUUGAUUUUGAUGUUAAUAGAUUUUAUGUAUACUGUAAUAAUAAAUAUUUUCAAUUAUGUAAUACAGUAUUGAUGCAACAUUCUAGGCUUGCAGACAAAGGUACAUUAACGAACAAAUAUUAACGUUUUUACUUUGGCAGCCAAGAUUGAGGUUAUCAGGUUAUGAUAGAGAGACAACUGGUUUAAGUUAAUAUAUUACAACUUAACUGUUGUCUAAGGUACCUGUGGAGCAUCCUGCUGUUGCCCUAUAUUGGUGUAAAAAAAAACUUGUUUUUAAAUGUUUGCUUUGCUUGAAAGUACUGUAUAUUAUAUUACAAUGGCAAGGGGUUUAGAUAUAGGUUAAAUUAAAAGCUGAAGAAAUUUU